AUGGACUCCCCACUCCUCCAGGCUGUUUUCGCGUGCGGCACGAUCUGGUGCCUGUGGAAGGCUAUCCGCAGACUUGUUAUCAAGAGCGACCUCGACAACCUACCCGGCCCUCCGUCGCCCUCCUUCGUCUACGGCCACAUCAAGCAGCUGUACGACAGACAAAGCUUCAAGUUCCACCGGAGCCUAGGCGAGACGUACGGCCCAGUCGUGCAGCUGCGCGACAGGUUCGGGGGGACUCUGCUGUAUACGUUCGAUCCGAAGAUCAUGCAUCACAUCGUCCUCAAGGACCAGGAGGUCUUCCAGGAAGCAACUUGGUUCACCAGGAUGGUCUACCACCUCCUCGGUCUUGGCCUUCUGGCGACCCUCGGUGAUCACCACCGCAAGCAGCGCAAGACGCUCAACCCCGUCUUCUCUAUCAACCACAUGCGCCACAUGUCCCCGAUCUUCUACGAAGUCUCUCACAAGCUCCGGGCUGCGAUCCAGGCGCGUCUGCGCGAUGGCCAUCCCACCGAAGUCAACAUGGUCGGCUGGAUGGGCCGCACCGCGCUCGAGCUCAUGGGCCAGGGAGGCUUGGGCUACUCGUUCGACCCCCUCGUCGCGGACGCCGCCGACGAGUACGGCUCGGCGAUCAAGGACCUCAUGCCGACGCUGGCGCAGGUGCGCGGAAUGCAACAGUUCCUCCCGCUCUUCGAAGCUAUCGUGCCCGAGGGCUGGCGUCGCGUUGUUGCAGAACUCAUCCCCGCCCCGCCUCUCAAGAGACUCAUCCACAUCGCGGACACGCUCCGUAGGCGCUCGACCGAGAUUUUCGAAGCCAAGAAGAAAGCACUCCUAGCUGGUGACGAGGCGCUCAAGCAGCAGGUUGGUGAGGGGCGCGACUUGAUCAGCGUUUUGCUGAAGGCGAACAUGGCUGCAUCUCAAGAGGACAAGAUGCCCGAGGACGAACUAAUUGGCCAGAUGACAACUCUAACAUUCGCUGCCAUGGACACGACUUCGAAUGCACUCUCUUUGACGUUGUGGCGCCUCGCCCAGAACCCCAAGGUUCAGAACACAUUGCGGAACGAACUUCUUGAAGCGCAGGAGUCCCGCGGAGGCGGCGACGUCGGGUACGAUGACCUAGUGGCAUUGCCAUACCUGGAUGCUAUAUGCCGCGAGACGCUGCGGAUCCAUACCCCCGCCCCUUACCGUUUCCGCGAGACGCGCCGCGACAUCAUGCUUCCUCUCUCAGAGCCCGUGCGGGGGAAGGACGGCCGCAUGAUGCACGAGAUUCUCGUCCCGAAGGACACAUUGGUCUUCGUCGGCAUCAAUGCGUCGAACACGAACCAAGCCAUUUGGGGCCCGGACGUGUACGAGUGGAAGCCUGAGCGCUGGCUGCAGCCGCUUCCCGACGCCGUGCUGGACGCGAAGAUCCCCGGGGUGUACGCUAACCUGAUGACAUUCUGGGGCGGUGGCCGCGCGUGCAUGGGCUUCAAGUUCUCGCAGCUCGAGAUGAAGGUCGUCCUCGCUGUGCUCAUCUCGAGCUUCACCUUCGAGCUCACGGACAAGCGUAUUUGGUGGAACAUGGCGGGAGUGCAGUACCCUUCCACGGAUCAGCGCGGAGAGCACCCGGAGCUUCCCAUGAAGGUUGGAUUGGUGAAGCGCGAGGGCGUUCAUGCUUGA
Messenger RNA from Trametes versicolor FP-101664 SS1, 1656 nucleotides. Its product is annotated as cytochrome P450. Lineage: Eukaryota; Fungi; Basidiomycota; Agaricomycetes; Polyporales; Polyporaceae. Gene Ontology annotation, molecular function: heme binding; oxidoreductase activity, acting on paired donors, with incorporation or reduction of molecular oxygen; monooxygenase activity. The transcript is spliced from 14 exons. The coding region runs from base 1 to 1656 and encodes 551 amino acids. The record is from RefSeq and is a predicted model, not a curated record.